Molecule: messenger RNA, 675 nt
Organism: Ordospora colligata OC4
Lineage: Eukaryota; Fungi; Microsporidia; Ordosporidae
Exons: 1
Coding region: 1-675 (224 amino acids)
Source: RefSeq, a predicted model, not a curated record
AUGGAGCCGGCAGAAAUUGAAAGAAUGCUUGAGCAGGAGGUGUGCUGGGCAAAUGCACCGCCAGCACCAAUUCCUGGGAUGUGCUACAUUGAUCCAGAGAUAAAGCGAGACUUUACAUCAUUUGACGCAAGCCUUGAUCAUAUAGUUCCAAAGCAGCUGCACACAGAUCUUCUUGAUGCACUUGACAUUGACUUUAUGGAGUUGGUAAUGAAAGACAUGGAUGAAGUACAUGAAAAGACAGAAGAAUGCAUAGGGACUAAUGAAAAUAAAAAUGAGAUAUUUGAAAGAGAAAGACUGAAGAUAAGGAUGAGCAAGAUAUUUGAUUACCAGAAGUACAUACAGGAGUCUUUUGAGGAUGUCAACACAAUAGUGCAUCCUACAAACAAGAGCAUCAAGGUUGAGGCAGUUUAUGAUCUGUUUCCAGAUACAAAUGCAAAAAGCGUGAUUGUUCAGUCUGCAUGCACGGAACUCACAGAAUGCACAUUCAGCAUUGAGCAGGAUGAAUCAUCCAGUCUUUUUGCAAAGGCAUUGAUGACUAAUGGCAAAAUUCUUACAUGUAUUCCUCAAAGAACCGAUGAGUACAUUGCUUUGCAUGUGGACAAUGAUGCAGCCUAUUAUACAAGUAUGACAACGCUUUACCAACUACAAGAGCAAAGAAAGCAAACAAAAGGAUAA